Molecule: messenger RNA, 912 nt
Organism: Eucalyptus grandis
Lineage: Eukaryota; Viridiplantae; Streptophyta; Magnoliopsida; Myrtales; Myrtaceae
Product: protein EARLY FLOWERING 4
Exons: 1
Coding region: 151-591 (146 amino acids)
Biological process (GO): entrainment of circadian clock; positive regulation of circadian rhythm
Cellular component (GO): nucleus
Source: RefSeq, a predicted model, not a curated record
CCGCCUCAAAGAAAAGUAUAGAUUCUCUCCGAAAAUAUCAACGGCGCAGGAAGAGCUCAAGAAGAAGAAAUGUCCGCCGCCCAAGCUCUGCCGCCGGAGUGACGACCAGCCCCGCCUCGGAUCCUCCCCGCCGCCCCGCCGGAUCGAGCAAUGGACGCCGACGCCGCCGCCGCCAACAACCGCCGCCGCCGCCGCUGCCCGUCCUCCGCCAAGGCCAACCCCUCCACCGUCACCACCGCCACCACCGCGCGCGCCGGCGACUCGCUGAAGGGCUCCCCCGUGGACGUCGAGGACGAGGAGGCCCUCGAGUGCGACCCCGAGGUGUGGGAGAUGUUCAACAAGAACUUCCGGCAGGUGCAGACCGUGCUCGACCGGAACCGCUCGCUGAUCCGGCAGGUGAACGACAACCACCAGUCGAAGAGCGCCAACAACAUGGUCAAGAACGUGGCCCUGAUCCACGAGAUCAAUCAGAACAUAUCGAAGGUGGUGUCGCUCUACUCCGAUCUCUCCACGGAUUUCUCCUCCGCUUUCCACCAGCGAGAGACGAGCGGCACCGGUUCCGCGUCCAAAGGAAGCAGCCCCGAAUCGUGACCCCUAUCGAGAACCCCUUCUAUAGGAUUGGGAAUUUUUUCUGCAGGAGUGAAGGUCGGUGCUUAGCUAAUGAGUCUUUUGAGCGUCCUGGGAAUAAAAAUCGUAACUUGCUUCGUGUUCGAGUCCGAGUCUGAGUCAAUCGUUCCGUCUCGUCCCUCUCGUCUUGUCGUCAGUGAUGUAGAAGAACUCUGCUAUGCUCGUUCUGGGCUGUGUUGUGGUUCUGCUUUGUAACUGCUGUUUCUAGUAACUGUGAACUCGAAAAUGAUGAUGACGAAAAUUGCUGCACUACGAACCCAGAAUUUUAACAAGAUGCAGGGAUCA